Candidula unifasciata is the source of this 1500-nucleotide messenger RNA. The record is from the annotation of a GenBank genome assembly. NCBI's taxonomy places the organism in Eukaryota, Metazoa, Mollusca, Gastropoda, Stylommatophora, Geomitridae.
AUGAAGAGAGCAGCAUCUCCAGUGCUAAUGGAGGUGGUCACAGAGGCAGUAAGCCCUGGAGAUGUAGAUGUCAUUACGGAGAUUGUCACAGAGCUGCCCAUGCAGAGUAUCAAGCGACAGAAGACGGAGGAGGAGGAGGAGGAGGAAAUCUGUCUUGAUGAUGGAAUCAUCUACGAUGAGGAGAUCAUCCAACAACCAGCCCCUCAGUAUCAGAACCUGAUCAUCCAGCACAUGGACAUCGCCGAGCCACUGUCCACCUUGAAGCGUCUGUUGGAGAUUCGGCUGCAGUGUUCGCUGGCCGAUCACCAGUUUUACCUUCAGGAUUCCAUUGAGUUGGACAGCAGCAAAAGCCUGGUUGAUCAGUGUGUCCAGGGUGAAGGGAUGGUGCAGAUUAACCUGGAGGUCAAAUCACAGCCUGGAGUCAGUCCCAAAAUCAAUAUUCUCGAUAUACUUAAAACAGCAGAAGAUGAACUCGAAGAAAAAUAUGUUGCAGAGCAGUCCAUGCAGUCAAGCCAAGGUCAGAAUGCUAAAGUUGUUAUACCACUUCCAGAAGAGUCCGAGAAUGUGACCCGGUGGAUUGUUGACCAGAACUUUCGGCGAGAUCAAGAGAGGUUGAAGAUUCCAUUUGACCCAGCUCAGUGGAGUGAGCUGCAUGUGAAGCAUUGGAUCCAGUGGGCUGUGAAAGAGUUUCGUCUGCAGGCCGUCAAUGUCGACGCUUUUAAUUUGAAUGGAGACCAGCUGUGUGCCCUGACACACCCAGAGUUUGUGCAGCACAUUCCGCACGAUCCCGGUGAUAUCUUCUGGACUCAUUUGGAGCUCUUGAGAAAAUGCAAGUUUGUUGCUGUCAUGCAGCAGCCGACACCUCAUGCAAUCACAACCAUCACAGUUUCCACUUCUGAUGCUGAUGGGAAAUAUGGUCGAGUGAGGUCUGUGAGCAAACACAGGCCACGUUCACCGCGUAUAACAGGGGAGGAAAGAAUGUCCCCAGGGAAUCGAACAGGGAACAAUGGACAGAUCCAGCUGUGGCAGUUUCUUCUGGAACUUUUGACAGACAGAUUGUGUCGGGAGGUCAUCACCUGGGUCGGCGAGGAGGGGGAGUUCAAACUCGUUAGUCCUGAAGUUGUGGCCCAAAUGUGGGGUCAGCGCAAGAAUAAGCCGACCAUGAACUACGAAAAGUUAUCAAGGGCGUUGCGCUACUACUACGAUGGAGAUAUGAUUGCUAAGGUGCACGGGAAACGAUUCGUCUACAAAUUUGUGUGUGAUCUAAAAAUGCUACUGGGCUACUCAGCAGCAGAGCUCAGCCAGCUGGUGGGUACGUCUGAGGAGAUAUCAGUAGUUGAAAGACGGCAGCCACAGCAUGUCCGUUCAAGACCCACAUACAUUGCCACCAUCAAGAGCGAUGUUCACGCAGCAGCAGCAGCUGCACGACUCAUCGAACAACAGACAGCUACUUCUCGAAUAAUUGAGCAGCGGACGCAAGUGGUACAAACUGUCGAUUGA